AACACUAAGAGGCGCCGUUGUAAAGGUGAAGCCUCGACCCACAACCGUCCAUAACCAUAAACAAAUGGUCGACGAUGUUUCUGUAACGUCAACUACGAAGGACCUUUUGUUUUUAAAGGUUAACUUAUUGAAGAGACGAAUAUCCUAUCGAGAUAAGAUAUAUCAAUAAAAGGUCGCUUCUCUGAGAAUCCGUCCGGUCCUUUGCACGACUGUUGAGAAAUUACAGAAGAUCAGAUGACACACACUGUCUAGUGUGGGUCGUCUCACUUGGCACUGAACAUCUACAUCAUUUAUGCGACUUAUUUAAGGCAAGGGCAAGUGGAGAAAAAUGGCAAACAAAGAUGGAAAAAGUGGAGAUAAACCAACAUUCACAAAUCCCUUUUUGCUUCCUUCAUCAUCUGCAGCCAGGCAAAGAACAGCAGCAUCAGAAUCAAGUAAUAUACCACGGCCAUUUGGCACAGUAACAUCAGGCCCUUUUGUGUCGUCAGGAAAUACCGUUUCAUGCUCCGCUGAUGUCUUUACAACCAGUUCAAGAAAGCAAUCCGUUUCCUCCUUACCGUCAAGUACUUUUCCAACUUCAAGUUUCAAAACCUUUGAACCUGGAGCAUCAUUUAUCAAUGUUUCAUCUAGGCCAAGUGGGAUGUUUGGGGCAGAUGGUGGUUUAUCCAAAUCAGGUACAUAUACUUUUCCUGUAUUUGGAGGAGAGAAAAAAGAAAAGGGCAUUGCCAGUGAUGGUGGAUUUCGUAAGGUGAGUGCAGAAGCUCGCCAUGAGUUUGGGAUGAGUGGUAAAGCCAUAUCAAGUAACCUAGGCUUCGGAGCUUUCAGUUCAGGGCAGAGAUCUGAUUACCAAAGAUCUGAUUCCCAACAUCAUCUAGAUAAGACUAGCUCAAAACUGUUUGACAGUGCAUUGAAAAGAGGAACACAGUCCAAAAGUGUGCCCCUAGUUUUUGGUGAAAUAUCGAGCGGUACAGGGUCUCAAAAUAUUCCACUUUGUGGAAAUGUCACGUCUGUUAGCUCACCUCCAACAAAUGUGUUUGGGGGUGUGGCUGACUCAGGUGUAAGUAAAAGUGAGAAAUCAGCAGAGAUAUCUUCUAAAAAAUUAAAUGUUUUUGGUGGGACCCCAAGUACGUGUCUCUUUCAUUCGUCAUUUACAGGAAGCGGAAGUCUUGGAACGCCAGGCAUGUUCACUACUUCAGGCAAUGCACCAUCUUCAGCCUUUACACUCUUUAGGAAUUCAGGAAGUGCAUCAGGAACCCCUGCAACUGGAGCACCAGCUAUUUUUGGUGGAGCUAGUGCUACUUCAUCAUCAUCUAUUACUUCUCACAGCGGUUACAACGCCGCACCUGUGCCUAGUAUAUUUGGUGGAAAAGUUGAGGGAACAAAAAGAGGAGGAUCAGUUGUGACGUCCACACCCAACGUCUUCGGCAGCAUUACUGGAAGUACCAGUUGUGUUACCAGUGUUUCAUCUACUAUUCCAAGACUCUUUGGUGGUAUACCUAGCAGUGCCUUGGUCAGUGAAGUUUCAUGUGGAGAUGUGAAACCAUCUGUUUCAAGUAUUGCUUCUGUACCUAAGUUGUCUGUAGAAGCUGAUACAUCUCUUCCUCCAGCCCCUAUCUUUAAGCUCCCUAGCAAUACUUCAGAAAAUAUAACAAUCAGUUCUGAAACAAAGUCAGACACUCCUCCAGUUCCAAGUCUUUUUGGAGGAACGAUUGCAAGUGAAACAAGUAGUAUGCCAGUAGCAACUGUAAGUAAUUCUUCUAGUAAAACAUCUCAAAUGAUUCAUGCAUGUGAGCCAUCAAAGAGUCAAGACCAGUCUGCUUUGUCAGGCAUCUCUAAAACUUAUGAUGUCACAUCAAAAGAUAAACCAUCAUCAUCUAAAGCAUUAUUUACUCCACCUGCCAGUAUAUUUGGUGGUGUUAAGAACUCAAAGGAAACAGACAGCAGUUCUCAGCAGACAUUUUGUAACAAACCAGAUUCACAAACUCUUAUUCCAGAGUUUACUUCAAGAGGAAGUUCUAAGGAAACUGGCUUAACACCAGGGCAGCCAGACAGUGCAACCAUGGACCCUAAAACAGAAGAGCAGGCUAUUGAUUCUAAAGAUCUAGAACCUGGAGAAAUAAUAGAAGCUUCAUCACUUGAAAAUGAACCAAGUGUUACUGAAAUAGGAAGUAGUGAUGUAGAUAGAGGUAAGCAGCUGGAUGAUUUACUGGAUAUUUUUGGGAAAGAAGAUGAUCCCAAGCUCACUGCAUCAGCUACAAUGGUCUCCCCACCACAGUAUGAAAAGAAAGACUUGACAAAGAUCAUCAUUGCCCAGAUUCCUGACUCGUGCAUGGAUAAAGAUAUCAUCAAAACACAUUUUCAGAAGUUUGGUAAGGUUAAGAGAGUGUUCCUCAAUCAAAAGUCAAACCAAGCUACAGUGCAGUAUGAGGACCACAAAGGAGCAUCCAGGGCAAAGCGAAAAGGUCAGAAAAUUCACCCCAACUUGCCAGAGGUCAAAAUAUUUUACGCUACUCCAGUGCGGCGAAAGAGUGAGGAUAACAGUAACGAUGCCAUACUUUCGAAGAAAAAGGCAAUUAAAACUCUUAAGCAGACUCAUCCGGUCGGUGACAGUAAAGCUGUAGGUGACUUGGACCCAUACAUACCCCUAGAAAGACCAACUCUUGGAACUCCAAGUUCUCAACCAGUUCCACCCUUGUUUACUCCUGGAAAGUAUUCAAAAAUAUCUAAGGUGUUUGCUGAAGAGAAAAAGAGUGUUAAAGUGCCAGGUCAACCUUCAACCGAAAUUCGGCCUCGCACUAUGUCUCCUCAGGCAGCACCUAGAAUUGGAUCUCCCAAAAUUACCCGAAUGGAUUCGCCAAAGUCAGCAAAGUUAAAGGUAGAGGAAAAAUUGAAGACAUUAAGUCGACCUGUCUCUCCUGCGAGAGAGUACGAUGUGUUUACGGAGAUCAAAAACCUAAAGGCAGCUCUGGAAUUGCAAGCGCUGACUUCUAACGAUAGAUUUACUGUAUUGAAGGCACGUGACAAGUUGAUGAGGAAUGAGAGGAAAAAGCGGUUGGAUAUCAAGAAAGCUGCUAGUUUAGAUGCUGGUUGCCCCGACAUGUGUCCAGAGCACGAGAGAUAUAUGAGGGAUGUCCAGAAUGACCUGAGUUCGUACGAAGUCACAAAUGGUGUAUUGGACCACAAACUGGUAGUGAAAAAGUUUUCUAGGAGUAGUGCUGAUAAAGAGGAACCCUUGCCUCAUGAACUAAGGCCAGGUCCUGUGCUUCUGAAAACUAUGGAUUUCUUGGUUUGUAAUAUAAUGGUGCUCUGUGACAAAGAAAACACAGACAUUGGAGUGUGGUACAAUUAUUUGUGGGACAGGACUCGAGCUAUCCGCAGCGAUAUAACACAGCAACAGCUCACAGAUAAUGUAGCAGUCACUAUCAUUGAGAGAUGUGUUAGGUUUCACAUAUAUGCAGCCGUACAUCUUUGUGAGGAAAGCCCUGAUGUGUUUGACAGAAAAUUAAAUACUGAAAACUUGACAAAAAGCUUACAGACUCUGAAAGAACUGUAUAAAGAUUUAGCAGAAAUGAAAAAAUUCUUUCCUUCGGAAGCUGAAUUUAGGGCAUAUGAAAUGCUCUUGAAUCUUAACGAUGGUGAGAAAAUUGUGUAUCAGUAUUCACAGUACAGAGAUGAGGUUCAGAAGUCCUCUGACGUUAAAUUUGCGCUUAAAGUAUUUUUGGCUCUUAAAUCCAAUAACUUUGUGAAGUUUUUCAAACUCAUAAGAAGUGGUACAUACCUUCAGGGUUGCAUCUUGCAUAGGUAUUUCCCUCAGGUGCGAUCAAAAGCACUGGAUAUCUUUGUUAAAGCUUAUGUUAUCUCCAAACGGGUGAGCAUACCUCUCCCAUACAUCAUUAAAACUCUGGGUUUUGAGGAUAGAACAGAUGCAGUUGGGUAUCUGAACUAUCAUGGUAUCACAGUUGACAAAGAAAAUGUUGUGAUAGCCAAAAACUUGAUUGAUCUUCACCCGGAAGGACAGCCUCCUGUAACACGACCCGUCAAGUUGAUUGAAAGCAAUCGACUGUUCACCGUGGUAGAAGUUAUACAAGGGGGUCCAAUGCCAGAGAAUCCCUUGCAGAGUUAUGUCCCCCACGAUAGCUUCGACGAGAACGGAUACUUAAACCCCGAUGCCCGAGAUGCCACAGACCAGCAGAAGAAACUGAAGUCUUUGCUCUUGGGUCAUGCCCAGUCUGCUGUACCUAAAGAGUCUGUGUUAAUGCCCACUAUUGAAGAAGCUCCGGUUGAGAUGCCCCAGGUGCCCGGUAUUCUUGAUUCAAGUGAGUCGUUUAGCACUUGUGAACAUGAUGCCAUUUCUGAUCAUGAUUACAUAACCUUCAUAACGGACGCAUACAGCAUGAUCACAACUAGUGUGGUGAGUGAACUGUCUGUAGUUAUUGCAAAGGAUUCCAUUGAAAAUGUCACUCAAGAAAAAUUACAGAAAAUGGCUGCUAAAGGUCUUAUAAAUGAUAUUGUUGUAGAAUAUAUCAAAGAAGAAAUAAAAAUGAUAGCUAAAACUUCAUAUGAUGAAGUACAUUUAGAAACAAAAGAAAAAGAGAGGAAAGAAAUUGAAGAAGCAGAAAAGAAGAGAAAAGAAGAGGAAGAAUUGCACUAUGUUGUCACCGUUUUACUGUGUAAGGAAUACAUGGCUGAUUUGCUUCCUGGGUUAAUCAAAGAGGUUUGCGAGGAGUCUGUCUUUGAGGUUGAAAAUGAAUUGCUGGAGAAAGUCCAUGCAGUUCUUGUAAAAGAACUUCCAUCUUCACUGGUCUCUGAAGUUGUACAUGAAGAGGUUCGUAAGGUGGCUACCAAAGUUAUUUCAGAAAUGUCAAAAGAACUGGAGGACAAAAUAGGAAAACUGCAGCAAAAAAUUACAUUAAGGAAAGUGAGAGAAAGUUUCAGAAAAUGGAGGAAAGUUGUUCUUCGAAUAAGGAGACGCAAGCAAGCUCAGGUUACUUUUCCUGCCUUGUCGUCGCAGCUUGAUAUUCGUGAGCAAAAUAAGGCUUUCUCUUGGGGCUAUAAGAGAAAACUAAAUGAGAAUGUCAGUGUUGACCAUCUCAUGAAGCGUAAACUGGCUUCUGCUGAAAUGUCUCAGAAAACGCUCAUCCGAAAUCAGCUUGAAAGGUCAGUUGCUUGGUUUCCCCUGUCACUAGAAAGAGAAAUGAGGAGAGUAGUUGAGAAGUAUAACCGGAUAAACAACAUAAUCAAGCACUAUUUCAAGAUUUUGAUAUGUAACUGUAGUGAUUCAGAUUUUACUUUAAUGCAGUGGCUUCGGUCAAAACUAAGUGGCUCAGAAAAUGCAGAUAUCAAUGUGGAACUUAACCAUACUCUUAGUUUUCUUUCCACACUGACAGGGCAAGAGUAUGGCUUUGUUUUUCAAGAAGUGUCUUCAAAUUGUUUACCAGAGGUUGUAAACAGUGGAACAUCAGCUAUGCUAUUUGUCACUCAUGGGUUAACUACGCAGGACCCAGACUAUGCAAGAGUGAAGAGUUGGAUCAAAGCCAACUCGGAUGUCCCUUACAAAGUGAUGUGCGAGGGAAGUCCGUUUGGUGAAGAUUGCUGGGUACUCAGUGAAAAUGAUGUACUGUUCCCAGAGACAUCAGAGAAGUUGAUGAAUUUAAUCAUUGAUUUGUGGAGUAGCCAUGCUGGAAGGAUGCAAGUGUCAUUGUCUCGUUUAGAUAGUCUCAUCCUGGGAUAUGUUGCCACUUAUUACAUCCAGCCUUCUGUUCUCAAACAGCAUGAAAGAAGCAUGGAUAAAAAGUCACCCCUUUCCCCAAUGACCUACAUUGAUUUAUAUAACUCUGCAAUUCAGUUUUUGGUAGAAGUAUUUACGGAUGACAAGUUGUCAGCGUUAGAUUGGCCACCACCUGAAUUAAGAUGUUUAGAUCAAGUCCCUCCACCUUCUUGGAAUAAUGAAGACAUGAAGCUAAUAAGCAGCACUGUUCAACAAUUGAAACUUCCAGAAUUUAGGCUUGAUGGAUUCAUGCCCUGGGAGCAGCUGGUUAAAGCACUACAUCUGUAUGUGGUACAGAUAUCACAGCCUGAAUCAUUUAGUCAUGUACUUUGGUCUCAGGUUAAUGGCCUACUCACCAAGACACAAGAGUUUCUUAAAUCCCUCUAUAGAUUGGAUUUUGAGAGUUCUGACGCAGAAAUUCACGUAUUGCAUCUUCCCUGGACAGAACUUAUACAUACAUGUGUAUCCUUUAAGUUGAGCACCCUUCCAAGCCUGCCAGUUUUCUAUCAACCACAGCUUUUAAGAUCUUUUGUUUUUCCCAAGGGAUGGUGGGAUGCAUGUGAUUAUUCAGACCCCCUCUGGGAUAAUAUCUGUUAUGAAACCCUCCAUAAAAAUUCAAGAAAACGCAAGGAUGAGGAGGACAUUAACCCCAAAAAUUCCAAGAUCCCAUCUCUUUCCUCAGAGCUUAUGUCCGAUAUCAUGAAGGAGAAAGAAAAGUAUUUAGAGUUUGAGAAGAGACUCGAAGGUGCCUUGGAGAGCCCCGAGUUAGUUGUCGAGGACCUAGAUAAAAGGGACCGGCUGGAAUUUGACGAUUGUGAUUAUGAAGAAGAUUCCGGUCCCGAGGAAGAGUUCGUCCCGUAUUCAGAACUGUCAAGCAGAAUUGCUCAAGAGAAAGAGAAAUGCAAACUAUUUCAGAAGAAGCUCGAGAGCAUACUUGGCGAUGGGGAGGACUUGUGCUUUCUUUUUAAGGAGUGAUUUUUUGGUAGAUUUCAGUUGAAUAAAUCGUCUGGUUUGAAAUCCAAAUAGAGAUUUAUUAUCUCUUAAGGGAAAUUGUUUCAGGACAUUACCUCGAGAAGGAAUGUGAAGUUUUGACAUCCUCUUAUGUAUAGAUCUUAGUGUAGAAAUGGUAAGGUAUUGGAUUCAAAGCUACUUGAAAAAAUGUUAUUUAGUUUAGUGGUCAAGUUCAGUGUUUGAAACAUUGUACUGCAGUUUGGUUGAGAGUGGCAUGAGGAAUAGCUAAUAUUGCUUUUAAUACCCGACUAUUGAUAUGCUAUUUACUUUCAGUCCCUAGCUUGAUCAGUUGAUGUUGAAAGUGCUUUUACUUGUUCUCUUUGUAUAUUGUUUUUAUAACUGUUGUCGACUUGUCUUCUCAAGAAGGCGCAAGCUUCAGUACCUGUUAUUAUAGACUUCAAAAUACCUUAUAUUGGAUGUCAACAGUGACAUAAUGUUUAUAAUGCUGUUUUUGUUUUGAAAUGAGGCAGUUUGUACAUUAAAAAUAUUAUACUUCAGUUUUUAGUCA
Messenger RNA from Macrobrachium nipponense, 7286 nucleotides. It is a transcript of the gene xmas, whose product is annotated as germinal-center associated nuclear protein-like. Gene Ontology annotation, molecular function: RNA binding. NCBI's taxonomy places the organism in Eukaryota, Metazoa, Arthropoda, Malacostraca, Decapoda, Palaemonidae. The record is from RefSeq and is a predicted model, not a curated record. Gene Ontology annotation, biological process: mRNA export from nucleus. The transcript is spliced from 3 exons. Gene Ontology annotation, cellular component: transcription export complex 2; cytoplasm; nucleus. Bases 329 to 6742 code for a protein of 2137 amino acids.